Molecule: messenger RNA, 774 nt
Organism: Temnothorax curvispinosus
Lineage: Eukaryota; Metazoa; Arthropoda; Insecta; Hymenoptera; Formicidae
Exons: 2
Coding region: 1-774 (257 amino acids)
Source: RefSeq, a predicted model, not a curated record
AUGAAACGGUUCGCGCGCUGUUACGUAUGCCUGGCUGUAUUAUUGACAGCGGUCUCUGCGAGAUCGGCCGAAACUAAUCCCACGUCUAACUCAAUCAACGAGCAACAAACCGCAAGAUCGAAUAGCAAUGGCAUAUUUGGCGACUUACGUUACGUCUAUCAAGUAUACAAGGAAUGUUCCGACACGGAACUGAGUCCUUGCCUGAAGCUGAAGCUCUUAUCGGCUAUAGAUAGGGUUUCUCGGAGCGCUCAAUUGAAUGUGGCUGAUGGCGUCACUCUGGUUCAAGAUGAAUCGGCUGCUAACGAAUCCGAACCGGAAAAAUCUCUGCAGGAAAUCGAAGCCAGUUUACCCCGAGCAUUGGAAGAUAAAGAGGAUGCUCUCAAUGGCAUGAUUUUCGAUAAAGUCGCCAAAUUUUUUCAGAGUCACACUCUGAAGCUGAAGUUACCAAACGUAGAGGAACUUCAACGUAGUUUCACGGAAGAAGGUCGUAAGAAGAAAAAUAAAAUGGGUGGUCUUCUCGCUAUUCCUCUGUUAAUUGGUGGUACGUUAGUACCCCUGGCGCUCGGUGCUCUCGCGCUGUUGGCUGGCAAAGCGCUGAUAGUGAGCAAACUUGCGCUCGUACUCGCUUCUAUUAUUGGAUUAAAGAAACUUGUGUCUGGCGGCCACGAUCACGGACACGAAGUUGUUCAAGUCGGGGGAGGACAUGCAUCGGGCGGAUGGGCGAGAUCGGGACAUGAUAUCGCCUACUCUGCAUACAAACCAUUGUCAGCAUAG